Paramormyrops kingsleyae is the source of this 3819-nucleotide messenger RNA. It is a transcript of the gene lrtm2a, whose product is annotated as leucine-rich repeats and transmembrane domains 2a. Gene Ontology annotation, molecular function: protein binding. Lineage: Eukaryota; Metazoa; Chordata; Actinopteri; Osteoglossiformes; Mormyridae. The record is from RefSeq and is a predicted model, not a curated record.
CAGCAGCUUCCUCCAACAUUACUAUCUCUGACCAGUGAAGCCUCACACUCACGCACACGCGCGCACUCACACACACACACACCGACGUGCAUAUGCAACAUGCUUGAAUGCACAUGCAAACGGAUGACAACCCCAGCACACACGGCGCAGGCUCGCCGUCACAGAUAGCCUGAGGAAAACACACAUACAUUAACACAGAGACACAGGCGCAUGCACUCACUGGCGCACACACGCACGCACGCAGCAUCCCGCGUGCAUGUGAAGCGCUGGAAUCACAAACGCAGCAGCAGGGAGCAGCGCGAGACGAAUCACGCGGCGCUACCGCGCGCAGCACUGCCGUGAGCCGCCGGAGCGGGUGACUGGAAACUGCCGCUGGGACCGGGCUGGGGAGGCACUGGGAAAGGACUGAGAAAAUCAUUCUGCCGACGCUCCUGGCAACAAAUAUUUGUAAUUCGGAGGAUUUAACUUGGACGCAAAUCGGACUCCGUACUGUCAAGUUUGCCUUUCUAAAUCGACUUGUUUUUUUUCUGGUUGACAGCAAGAAGCUUUCCUGCCGUUUAGACCGAGAGGAUUAUUAAACUUGAUUUUUUUUUUGUUUUGCUUGUCAUUUUCCCCUUCCAUUUUCUUUGUCUUGGUGGACUAAUACAGCGGCUGUUGAUUGCGAUAUCGGACGACGGGCACGCCAGAUCUGCUGCCUGACUGGCCCGUCCCCUUCUCGGGACGCGGGCGUGCCAAGGAGCAGUGACAGCCAGAUGCCAGAGCUACAUUAGAGAAGGAGCCAAGCAGGAAGGACUGAAAUGCGCCUCUUCACCCGGCCCUACCAGAGCCGCCAGGGGAGGGCGACAGAGAGCAGCCCCGCUCUUCUCUGGCUGCUGGGGGCACUGGCUGGCCAGCUGGGGGUGGUCGGCGGCUGCCCGUCUGUAUGUACUUGCAAUGGCACUGAGGUGGACUGUGGAGGGCGGGACCUGGUGUCCCUGCUGGCUCUUGGCCUGCUGCCAGGUAUCCGCACUCUCGUGCUGUCCAACAACCGCCUGGCGUCACUGGCACCGGGGACCUUCGCCAACCACAGCGCCCUGGAGUACCUGGACCUUUCCAACAACUACCUAGAUGGGCUACCCGCCACCCUUUUCCGUGAGCUGGGCAACCUGACGGAGCUGGUGCUACGCAACAACAGCCUGACGUCGCUGGACCGCGGACUGCUGCGGGGCCUGGGCCAGCUCCGGCGGCUCGAUCUGUCCCUCAACGGGCUGUCCACGGUGUCCCCGGGGCUGCUUGACGAGCUGCGGAGCCUCACCUGGCUGUCACUGGCCGGGAACCGGCUGCACGCAUUGGAGAGAGCCGCCUUCGAGCCACUGGCCAGCCUACAGCACCUACAGCUGGGCGGAAACCCUUGGGAAUGCGACUGCAAUUUGAGAGACUUUAAGCACUGGAUAGAGUGGCUCCUGUACAGAGGUGGACACGUGGAUGCCGUGGAGUGCACCCUCCCCAAGGACCUGCGUGGGCGAGACAUCCGCAGCGUGCCGGUGGAGAUGUUCAACUACUGCCUUCAACUAGAAGACGAUAACGGUAGCUCUCGAGGCGGGAACACUCCUCCCUGCAACAGGGCUGCCAGCCCGUCCAUCACCCCACCUUCGGAAGGCCCACCACCCGCCCCGGCAGCGGACGCUUCAGCUCCAGACUGCGUGCGGCAGCGGUACCGGCCCGUAAGUGUACGGCGGGCCAUCGGCACAGUGGUGAUCGCCGGUGUCGUCUGCGGCAUUGUCUGCAUCAUGAUGGUGGCGGCGGCUGCCUACGGCUGCAUCUAUGCGUCACUCAUGGCAAAGUACCAGCGGGAGCUGAAGAAAAGGCAGCCGCUGAUGGGCGACGGGGAGGGCGACGCCGACCCCGAGGAGAAGCAGAUCUCCUCUGUGGCAUAGAGAGGCCUCACCGGGAGCUGCCGGCCCGGAGAAGCAGGACCGCCUCUACAAUUUCUAUCCGUUGGUCGUCUCUCUCUUAUUUAAUUCCCCACCCCCCAACCUGGGGUAGGUUUGCUGAGCUAGCACUGCUUCUCCCCCUUUUCCUUGCUCUUCUGUACUUGGGAGGGGGUUUUCAGAGCUGACUUCCCCCACCUCCCAACCUUUAUCACAAGUUGGUUAAAAAAAAAAGCCCUGAACCUUUUGCUAAUACUGGAGGGAAACCAGCCAGGGGCCAGACACAGACUCCUUGGGACCCUGUUUUGGGGAAUCAGCAGAGCAUCAUCCCUGCUUCAGCCCUGUUCUCUAUGCUCAAAGCUCUUGGGCUUUCCUAAUUUUCUGGGUGGAAAGUUAACAGAUAUAGGAUGUUAGGGUCUUUUCCUGCCUCCUCCACCCCUCCCUGCUUCUGGCUGAGUCUGCAUCAUGAUGGGGGCAGCCGGGCACUCCCGUAUCCCUGUGCUCUGACCUGAUACCAGCUCCUGCACCCUGGAAGGUAACCAGCUCCUUGAUGCACUCCCUGCGUUUAUCCAAUUGCAUUGCAGCGUUCCCCUCCUGGAGUCUCUCUGCGGUGACAUUCGUAAUGAUAAACAAUAUCAUCUAUCCUUACCCUCCAUAUCUGUAUUGUAUAGGAUGCUACCAUUACUCUUUAACAUGUGAUGUACCCUCCCUUCCUGUUUUUCUUCUGUAGUGUUGCAGUCUCAUGUCAUCGUUACUUUCCAAAUCAUAUGGUUUAGGACGAAUGAUUAAUCCCAGUAAAAGUUGUUUUUAGAGUCUGUUAGAUCUCCUCAAGAGAAAACUAAUGAUAUAGAGUAAUGUUAACGAUGUUAACAGUGUGUAGCUGGAUGCAGUUUGUUCGUUUUGUGUGUUUUAGAGCUGUGAUAACCUAGACCUCAGUUCAGUGGACGGACACACUGGGUUCUUUUUCCGUCCACCGUAGAAGUAUGGCGGGGACACGACCACCUGCUUGGCAUGUGACAUCAGCGACAGCUCCUGAUAGGCAGAUAGAGAUGGAGAGACAGCUGUGGUUUAAAAUUAAUCCUUCCUGCUGCAGCCGUCGUGCGGACAGAUUCGGUCAAUCUGAAUGGGCAUACAGACUUUGUUAGGCUGUCUGUCUUUGUUUCCUCAUCUGCCAUUGCACUGAACGUGUACCGCGCUUAGCAUCCGCUCGUGCUGCUGGAGACUCUUCGCGCGUGUCGUUCGAUGGAGUGGCGUGACCGGAUCUGACACCGUUCGCUGCUAUGAGACCCGUUUUUAAGCCGCUGGGUGUACCGGGACAGCAGUGGUUUUGUCAGCUGCAGGGAACAUGUUUUGGUUUUCUAAUAGAGUAUUUUUCAUAAUGAUAUCCGUGUCUGUCAGUGGAUAUUAUCCAUUUCCCAUUUUGUCUGCAUCCCUGCAGUUCAACCCCUUUAUAACUUGAAGCAUUAUCACAGGAACAGAUAGCCUGGAACGACAGUUAUAAUGGCCUCUUCAGCCUAAACAGUGUUCCAGUAGAACAUUUUAUGGUAGCACAGCUCGUUGACAGGGACUGCCCCGAUAGAUGGGACAUAACAAUACCCAAAAUCCAGACAAAUAUUUAUGUCCAUAAGUAUCAGUUACCCUGCUGAGAUGAACUGGAUAAGGGAAGCGUAUUUUAGGAGUUUGCCUGAUUCUGUGUUAGACAUUCUCCUAGACUCCCUAUGUGUGCACAUCCAAAAUGACUCAAGCAGAACUGGAAUGAGAGCUUAGUUUGCACUAGAUCUACAAAGGCACACCUAACACGCCGCCCCAUUAGAAAGUCUUCCGCUGCUGUGUCGCUCCACACUGUAUUUAAAGCAGGCUGUAUGACAGAAGCUCUCAGCCUGGGAGAAACCAUAUCCACACUGGGAGG